Molecule: messenger RNA, 4321 nt
Organism: Pocillopora meandrina
Lineage: Eukaryota; Metazoa; Cnidaria; Anthozoa; Scleractinia; Pocilloporidae
Source: the annotation of a GenBank genome assembly
AUGGGUUGUGAACCACCAACAUAUCUUUCUUACUUCUCUAUGAUUGCAUCACUAUGCCUCUCGUGCAUUACCAUCGCGGGGAACCUUUUGGUCUUGUUAGCAGUUUAUCAAGACCCUUACAAAGAACUGCACAAACCUUUCACUGUCUUAAUCGCUAAUAGUCCAUGAGCCAAAUCCUGAAAUGCGGCUAGAAAUCAAUUUUCGUAGUACCCCCCGUAAGAUAUAGUGUAUUUGGUAUCAAAUGAAAGCUUAUUGUGUAUACUUUAAUAAUAUACUUGUUACUUUUUAUGUAACCUGAGCGUAAGCGAGAAAAUCAACUUUUCCCAAGGGGGGGGGGGCAAGGACAAUUUGCACUUGUAAACCCAUAAAAACUAUGAAUAGGGAAUUAUUUGCACAAAUACCAAAUGUUUUUACCCCAAACUUAACAAAAAAAUUAAUGCUCGUAAUACUGUUGGAAUGUUACGUAUAAAACAUGGUUUUGGGAGUUGCCAUGGCAACUGUUUUUGUCCAAAUAGUGAAUUACAGAAUUGUCAUCUUCACUGGCCAAAUUUCACUGUGAGUGUAAUUUUGACAAAAAAACGCGAAGAAGUUAAGAAUGCAUCUUUUAAAAUCAGGCAUUUCUUGCGCAUCCUUUGCCAUAAUUAUCGCAGAAAAAUAAGAUAAAUGUAAAUUAAACUUUGGGGUGGGGGUGGGGGAGGGGUUGGGGCUGGCUGGAAGAUAACGGAAGUACCUUUAUUACACACUCAAAAUACUCAUACUAUUCAUUUGACAACUGAAAUGCGUUUGCAUUAAAACUCACUAACAAUGUUUCUCUCGUAGUCACUAAGAGGUGUACCAUGUAAUUUUACUGCCUCAACUGUUGCCAUGGCAACGUUUGUGCGCUAAACGUUUAGAAGCAUAGAUAGUAGACUUUGUAAUUGAUGAAAACAGUAGCAUUUGCGUCGUUUGUGUCUUUAAGACUAGGUGUUACAUUUAACACAGGUCUUUUACUACACCCUUAUUAGGUACAUUUGAAGAGAGACAUUGUACAUUCUCAUUUGAACUCGUGAGUCAAAAUAAUAUCAAAUAUGUUUAAAACCAAUGUGUUGCUAUUAACAUACUUUGUUCUCAUCGUUUAUAAGAUAAACUGUGUGGAAAUAGUAAUGUACAUGGUUAAUUACACUUUCAAUACAGUGUGUUCUAAACCAAUGUGUUGCAAAUAGCAUUCUUUGUUUUCGUGGCCGGCUUACAGGAAAAAGAAAUCCCAGGUUAGCUUUCAUAUUCAUCACUGUCAAUAUCAUCAUCGCUAUCAUCAUCUUCGCUAUCGUCCUUGCUAAUACAGUUAAGGCAGUUAUCUUGGCAUGUGCAUGCCUCCGUGCAGGGAAGGCCAUUGCUGACACAAGAACAGCGUCGUGUUUGGCACGAUCCUUUGCAGCGGCAGCAAAUAAGUUCCAUGACCGCUUGAGUGGCAGGUGCCUGGUUAGUCCAGUAGAUUUCCAAUUGGCCAUUCUUCUGUUGCCAACCCUGGCCAUCAGGAGACUGGUUGACUUCUGUUUGUAGGGCAUGCUUCCAGAUGAAUGACUAGUAGUUAGCACGCUUGAGAUGGUUUUCAAGAGCUUCUUUCUUAGGGGGAAGUUGAUGUGACUGCAGGCUUUUACUCUUGCAAAACAACUUGUACCUGAGUUCGUUUACACUUUGGCAUAGGUGGUCGUUGUAUAAGGCACAGACAAACCGUUCUAGCUUGUUUAAGUCAUCUUGUCCGGCAGGAACUCUCUCACCAAGACUGCCAAGAGUUUGCCUCAAAGCUGGAUUCAUCUGUACAACAUCAAGCCCUUCUUCUUCCCUUUUGUUGAAAAAGCGCUCACACUAUUGCAACCAGUUAUGGCAUGGAGACUUGGAAGUAUUUCGCAUAUUUCUCGGCCAAGUCUUUCACAUACCCGUCGAAUGCUAACAAUGCGAGAUCUUCUACUAGUACCACUGAUCAGAAUUAUGUCAGCAGAAAUGACGGCUUGGUAAUAGCAGGCUAGUACUUCUACAUCUGUGUCAGAGGACUUAAUGACAAUGCGCUGGUGUCCAUUUUGAGAUGCAUGUUCUGCAUGGAGGAACAUUCUAGUGUCAGCUUCCUCUUGAUUGGUGCAAAGUUCAGGCACAUCGCUUGCAGUAGUUGAACCAUUUGGGGCGACAAGUUUGGUGCAGUUGUCUCCGUGAGUGACAAAGGAGGUGCGGUCUUUAAUUUUCUGUGCGUACACGGCAUUUUCUGACCACUCCCGUACAAGGAAGCUUAGGAGGUUAGUUUUAUUUUUACCAUUUGCCAGAAACUUUCUCCACUGACGUGGGCACAGCUGUUGACCGUUGGUAACGUUGACUACCAGCUGUCCAUCUCUGCUUCGUUUGUUUCUUUCUGUGUUCUUUAUUGAGAUGGCCGGAUAUUGAUCUCCUACAAAGUCAAUUCUUGCUGCCUCGCCAGCUUCUGUCAGAAUUCUGGACAUCACCAUCUCUGCCAGCUCACAAAAUCUAUCAGGCACUCUGACUACUGUCUGUAGCAUCGCCAUUGUAUCUAUGAUGACAGCUGUAGUCUGAUCAGGUAAGCUCGGUAGGCAUUCUACACCAUUUUCGAGUAACACAGAAAGACUGGUUUUGUUUGUCUUGGCUAAUGAGCCAUCGGGUAAAGCUAAAGACCACGGGAGAGGGCCAAGCUCAUGAGACAGCAGACAUCUCAGGUCCAUCUGGCGGCUCUGUCCAAUGACAAGCAGGCGGGCAAAAAGGUUUCUGUCGGCUCUUAUCAUGACAUUCCUGUCUCCUCCUGUCACAGAAGGGAGUGUUUCAAAGAUUCCUGUUGAAUUUGUGAUUAUUCUUUCUUCUACAAACGCUGUUAAAGCUGUUGCUCCCUUCUCUUUAGCGUCAGAGGAAUCUUCGAGCUCUACUUUUUAAGCGAAAAACAAAAAAUAUUUAAAAAAAUAGUCAUAUAAGGACAGUUAUUCAUAUGGAAAAUUAACUUAGCAAUAAAACAAUGGAAUUCUUUACAGAUCACAGAAAAUGUACAGCUAAGCCAUUAAGCAAAAUAAUAAUAACAAAGUUACACUUCUGAUACUGAACAAAGGCUUCUGAAUACGGCCAGGUCAAAAACUUGCCCCACCCAUCCCCUCUUAAGACUACUUUUAACAUGGAAUAAGGAUUGAAAUAAUGCCAGAGACAAUCUAAUCUAAAUGAUAAGAGUCGCUUGCAACUAAUAAUGCUUUAUUAUUAUUAAAAUGCAGUUUCUGAAAUAAAAUCAAGUUAAUAAAUUUUAAUGUCUAUACUUGAAAUAGUUGCCUAGCAACAGUUGCCAUGCUAACACCCAAUUUGGGUUUUGACAAACAAGUGCACAUAACUUUAUCUUAAGAACACUUUUGGCUGUUUUCUUUUCAUAUCGGAUCAGACGGCUGGGAGAUAUUUGCUGUUUUCAAACUAAAAAUUAACUCUUGACAAAAAGUCAAACCACCCAUCCCCCUUGGAAGUAGUUGUUUUUCACGCUUACGCUCAAGUUACAUAAAAAGUAACAAGUAUAUUAUCAAAGUAUACACACUAAGCUUUCAUUUGAUACCAAAUACACUAUGUCUUAUGGGGGUGCUACGAAGACAUUUUUGAGGUGUCUUGGCUCAUGGACUAUAACCUGGCACUGGCAGAUUUGACCGCGGGCGCCAUAACAGAACCAAUGGCGGUGUACUUCACAUAUCAGGAAGUGCAAGGAAGUGUAGUAAAUGAUCUGGCCGUGUAUGUUACGCAUUUGAGCUAUUUCAUGUCAUGCACUACUUCAGUAUUAACCCUUAGUGUUCUUGCAAUUGAUAGAUAUCUAGCCAUAUCGUAUUCUUUGUGGUAUAAAUGUCAUGUCACUUUGUCUUGCACCAUAAAAAUCUGCAUGGCUUUAUGGAUCAUGUCUGUGCUAUUAUCACUGACAUACAUCAAGACAGGUUAUAUCAAUUUUGCGUUUGUUUUUGCCAACACAGCAGUGCUUAGUACAGCAUGUGUUCUAGUUUUCGCUUAUUACCGAAUAUUUAAAUCACUCAGGAUUCGCACGAUUCAAGUGGGAGUCUUACACGAGGGUAGAAGUCAACGGUGCGAAAGGCAGAAGUCACUGCUUUUAGAAAGCAAAUUAACCAAGCUAUACUUGAUGAUGUUGGGGAUAUUUUUGUUGUGUUUUGUCCCUUCUUGUUUGUUCAUCUAUGUUUUGUAUUGUUGUUCUCUGUGUGAUUGUUAUGUCAUUCACUGGUUGAGAGACAAGUUUCCUGCUCGUUUUAAGCAACAGCUCCCUAAAUCCAAUCUUGUACAGCUUACAACUGAAAUCUUUUCGUCGGGUUUAUAA